AUGAAUUUAGGGUCAGUUUCAUGUUAUGCUGAGACCACCGAAGUGUACACUCCUCAAGUAGCGGAUGAGUUGAAGCCUACAAAAAACGGUGAAUUUAGAACACUAGAUGAGAUUUUUGAAUUUUACAACAAGUAUGCUUUUGAAGCUGGGUUUAGUGUUCGGAGAAGUUCUACUGCCAAGAGUAAAGAUGGUUCUGAAACUAUAAGACAAGAACUUUGUUGUCGCAAAGAAGGGCAUUCACAGAAACAUACGGCUCUGCCAAAAAAGCGGAAAGGGAUCAUAAGAACGGGUUGUCUAGCAAAGAUUGCAGCUGUGAAGAGAUGUCGCAUAUAUGUAAUCACUCAAUUUACGGAGGCUCAUAACCAUCCUUUGACAACUCUUGAGAGAGUUCAUUUGUUACCAUCUCAUCAUCAAGUUUCAAAUGCUACCAAAUGCUUAACCAUGGAACUUGGACUGGUAAAUAUUAAUCCAAGCCACCAACAAAUCAGUUUGCUUGAAGUUCAUUCGAGAGGAAUUGAGAAUAUGGGUUGCACAGGGAAAGAUAUAUACAAUUAUGAAAGAGAUAAGCGAGAAGAGUUGAAAGGACAUGAUGGAGAUAUGUUGUAG
Molecule: messenger RNA, 606 nt
Organism: Rosa rugosa (rugosa rose)
Lineage: Eukaryota; Viridiplantae; Streptophyta; Magnoliopsida; Rosales; Rosaceae
Product: protein FAR1-RELATED SEQUENCE 5-like
Exons: 1
Coding region: 1-606 (201 amino acids)
Source: RefSeq, a predicted model, not a curated record